Molecule: messenger RNA, 2751 nt
Organism: Entrophospora sp. SA101
Lineage: Eukaryota; Fungi; Glomeromycota; Glomeromycetes; Entrophosporales; Entrophosporaceae
Source: the annotation of a GenBank genome assembly
AUGUCAAAAUCAGAAGAUCAUUUAAAUAUCGACAUACCAACUCAUCAAGUUCCAUCGCGCCUCUUACCUGCUCAUCCAAAACCUCAUAUCGACAGCUUUGAAAAUUAUAAGCAACUUUAUAAUGAAAGCAUUACUAAACCUGACCUUGCUAAUGAAUUGCUUUAUUGGCAUAAACCAUUUGAAACUGUUGUUUCCGGAGGUUUUGAACAUGGCGAUGUCGCUUGGUUUCCUGAAGGUGAAUUGAAUGCCUCUUACAAUUGUGUUGAUAGACACGCUUUAAAGAACCCUAAUAAGGUUGCUCUUAUUUAUGAAGCCGAUGAAGCAUCUGACUCACGUAAAGUCACUUAUGGUGAAUUGUUUCAUGAAGUUAGCAGAUUGGCUUUAACUUUGAAAUCAUAUGGUUUGAAAAAAGGUCAUGACCUAUCAAGUUUAAGAAUUAUUGGAUCAGUUGGUGAACCUAUUAAUCCUGAAGCAUGGGAAUGGUAUUAUGAGGUUGUUGGUAAAAAACAAUGUUCAGUAGUUGAUACUUAUUGGCAAACUGAAACCGGUUCGAUAAUAAUUACACCACUACCUGGUUGUACACCAACCAAACCUGGUUCUGCAACAUUCCCAUUCUUUGGUAUUGAACCUGCUAUACUGGAUCCUGAAAAUGGCAAAGAACUUAAGGGUAAUUGUGUGGAAGGUGUAUUAGCAAUCAAAAAACCAUGGCCAUCAAUGGCCCGUACAGUUUAUAAGAAUCAUAAUAGAUAUUUAGAUGUUUAUUUAAAACCAUACAAAGGUUAUUAUUUCACCGGUGACGGUGUUGGUGUAGAUAAGGAUGGAUAUCUGUGGAUUAGGGGUCGUGUAGAUGAUGUAAUCAACGUUUCAGGUCAUAGAUUAUCAACUUCAGAAAUCGAAUCAGCUUUGAUCAUUCAUCCAGGUGUAGCAGAGACAGCCGUUAUUGGUGUUCAUGAUGAUUUAACAGGCCAAUCUGUAAAUGCUUUUGUUAUUUUGAAAUCAGAUAAGGAAUCAUUAUCCACAGACACCAAAGAUUUAAUCACACAAGUCCGUAAAGUAAUUGGUCCAUUCGCUACGCCAAAGAAAAUAUAUAUUGUAAAUGAUUUACCUAAAACUAGAAGCGGGAAAAUUAUGCGCAGAGUUUUGCGUAAAAUUGUUGAUAACAAAGUUGAAAAGUUGAGCGGUGAAAAGUUGCGUGAAAAGUUGGGUGAUUUAAGUUCUUUGGCUGAUCCAAUAGUUGGGGGAGGUCAUGCUGGUUGCGAAGCUUCGGCUGCUGCUGCACGUACAGGAGCAAAGACAUUGUUGGUGACACAAGUACUCGAUACAAUUGGUGAAAUGUCAUGUAAUCCAUCAUUUGGUGGAAUUGGAAAAGGUGUUUUGGUUAGGGAGAUUGACGCAUUGGAUGGAUUGUGUGGUAAAAUAUCUGAUUUAUCAGGAAUUCAAUUUCAAAUUUUGAAUAGAUCAAAAGGACCUGCAGUACAAGGUCCUAGAGCACAAAUGGAUAGGAAGUUAUAUAAAAAAAACAUGCAAGAAUGUAUAUUUAAUUAUCCUAAUUUAAAAGUAUUAUCUGCUAGUGUUUAUGAUCUUGUUAUUUUUUAUGACAAAGAACAAAAAUCAGGUGAGAUUAUAAACGCACAUAAAGUUAUAAUUACAACAGGAACUUUUCUUCAAGGAGAAAUCCAUAUCGGUAAGACAGCAUAUCCAGCUGGAAGGUAUAAUGAAGCACCGUCUCUUGGGCUUUCAAAAACAUUAGAACUUGCAGGGUUUAAACUUGGCCGUCUUAAAACAGAUUAUAAAAAUUUAAACCCUCAAUAUGGAGAUGUCCCUGCCACGCCAUUUUCAUAUAUUCACACUUCUGUACCUCAUGAGAAAAAUCAAAUUGUUUGUCAUCAGACAAAGACAAACCUAGAAACACACAAAAUAAUUAAUGACAACCUUUCAGAAACAAUUCAUAUAAGAGAGACGGUGAAAGGUCCUAGGUAUUGUCCUUCCAUAGAAUCAAAAGUAAUAAGAUUUAAAGAAAAACAAGCACAUAUGAUUUGGCUUGAACCCGAAGGUCUUGAUACGUAUGUUGUUUAUCCUAAUGGAAUAUCGGUAACUUUACCAGAAAAUAUUCAACAUGAAAUGCUUAGAACUAUUAAUGGAUUAGAAAAUGUGAAAAUGAUAAGACCUGGAUAUGGAGUGGAAUAUGACCAUGUAGAUCCUAGAGAAUUGAAACCUACAUUAGAAACUAAUCGUAUAAAAGGAUUAUAUUUAGCGGGGCAAAUAAAUGGUACUACUGGAUAUGAAGAAGCAGCAGCACAGGGCAUUAUUGCCGGAUUAAAUGCAGGCUGUUCAGUUAAAAAUCGUCCAGAAUUUAUUUUAGAUAGAUCCGAUGCAUAUAUAGGAGUGCUAAUAGAUGAUUUGAUAACAAGAGGUGUAGAAGAACCUUAUAGGAUUUUCACUGCAAGAUCAGAAUAUCGUUUGUCAUUAAGAGCUGAUAAUGCUGACAUGAGAUUAACGCGUAAAGACUCACCUCCAGGGUAUAUUUGUCAAAUAUCUCAUUCUAAAACGUUGACUAUUCCAUCAACUGUCACUGAAUUUGGUACAAGAGCUCUUCCAGUGAUCAUGCUUGCAUGGAAAGCAAAGGAAAUCAAUGAUGCAAAUGAUGAUGAGGAACUUCAAAGAUCAUAUGAUAACAAUUCGUGCAUUAUACAUCAUCAUCAACAAUUUAUCUCCCAACUUGUUUCGAUACUCCAAGCAAAAAGAUUUUGA